Messenger RNA from Closterium sp. Naga37s-1, 1533 nucleotides. The record is from the annotation of a GenBank genome assembly. NCBI's taxonomy places the organism in Eukaryota, Viridiplantae, Streptophyta, Zygnematophyceae, Desmidiales, Closteriaceae.
AUGGCAGAAAUCCUCAAGCCCCUGCUGCUCUCCUUUUUGGUGGUACUCGUCUGUCUUUCGAUGUUCCCCCCCGCAUUUGCCAGCCCGGUGCGCGUCGCUCGCACGCGACAGUCGCACGACGAGUACCUCCGUCAGCGACAGCUGAGCGACCGUGAGCGAAAACUGACCGACAUCGUCGAUCGCGGCUCUCGGCCUCCGCUGCACCUGGUCGAAACGAAAGCCAGCUUCGACAAGGAGCACCGCGACGAGGAGCUCCGCGAACAGGGAGGCGCCGCGUCAGACGGGUCGUCCGCCACUCCCAUCCAAUACUGGGGCGGUCCCGUGCUGAGCGACAACACGCUGAAUGUGUACCUAAUCUACUACGGCUUCUGGCCAAAGCAAUCCGCGCAGACUGUGAUUGAGAAUUUCAUUCGGUCGCUGAGUCUAGGAGGCGCCGAUGCGCAGGGGGAAGUCGCGGAUCCGAAAGUGAGCAGCUGGUGGGCGACCAGUUCGAAAUACUACUCGCAGGCAUCUGAUGGGUCCGCGCCCACCGUCAGCACCGAGACUUCGCCCAACGGGAAGCCGUGGCUGGACGCGAUGGUUUCGACGAUCGCUCACGAGAUCGCGGAAGCGGCGACGGAUCCCAAUGCCAGCAGCGGCUGGUUCGACGCCAACGGGGAGGAGAACGCUGAUAAGUGCAGCUACGAGUACGGAGAGACGCAAACAGCUCAGAACGUGUAUGGUGACGAUGCGGAGUACAACCUGGUGGGGCUCAACGGUAUGAAGUUCAUGGUGCAGCAGAACUGGGACGUGGCCACGGACUCCCCAUCCCACCAUCUCUGCUCAGCAUCCCAUCCCACCAUCUCUGCUCAUCAUCCCAUCCCACCAUCUCUGCUCCUCAUCCCAUCCCACCAUCUCUGUUCAUCAUCCCAUCCCACCAUCUCUGCUCCUCAGCCCAUCCCACCAUCUCUGCUCAUCAUCCCAUCCCACCAUCUCUGCUCAUCAUCCCAUCCCACCAUCUCUGGUCCUCAUCCCAUCCCACCAUCUCUGCUCAUCAUCCCAUCCCACCAUCUCUCCUCAUCAUCCCAUCCCACCAUCUCUGCUCCACAUCCCAUCCCACCAUCUCUGCUCAUCAUCCCAUCCCACCAUCUCUCCUUAUCAUCCCAACCAGCCAUCUCUACUCCUCAUCCCAUCCCACCAUCUCUACUCCUCAUCACAUCCCACCAUCCCUGCUCCUCAUCCCAUCUUACCAUCUCUGCUCUCCAUCCCAUCCCGCCACCUCUGCUCAUCAACCAAUCCCAACAUCUCUGCUCCCCAUCCCAUCCCGCCAUCUCUGCUCCUCAACCCAUCCCACCAUCUCUGCUCAUCAUCCCAUCCCGCCAUCUCUGCUCCUCAACCCAUCAUAUCCUACCAUCUCUGCUCCUCAUCCCGUCCCACCAUCUCUGCUCCUCAACCCAACCCACCACCUCUGCUCCUCAUCCCAUCCCACCAUCUCUGGUGCAGCAGAACUGGGACAUGGCCACGGACUCGUGCGUUUCGCAGACGACCGAAUAG